Molecule: messenger RNA, 513 nt
Organism: Hydatigera taeniaeformis
Lineage: Eukaryota; Metazoa; Platyhelminthes; Cestoda; Cyclophyllidea; Taeniidae
Source: the annotation of a GenBank genome assembly
AUGGAAAGCACCAAGGCUGGAGGUAGUGACAGCGAGAGUUCUUCAGAUGCUCAAUCACCCUUCUCUUCAGAACCUGUGCCUGAGCAAACCGGAACAAAUGUUGAGAACUGUGCGACAGAAAGCAAUGCUAAUAACAAGAGAGGAGAACCGUACGAUGACUCCGAUGACGACUGGUACGACAAUGAAGACACUUUGAUCAAAUUAGAGGAAGGGAAUGUGGUUGUGGGGUGUUAUAAGUCGUCAACACAGUUCAAUCGUAAUGAGGCAAUUGACUAUUUCCAGCGACAGUUAGCAAAAAUGUCUUCUGAUCCUAAAUAUUGGAAGGUGGAUGAAUGCGACAUGCUUCCUUUGAAGAGAACAACACCAGCGACGUUUAGGAUUUAUUGCCCUGCUCCAUUUGCGGACGGGCGGGUCACCAACAUUAUUACUGUGCUAGUCGAUCCUGCAGCUUUUGUGGUGAAUUUGGGCACGACUACCGAGAAUGCUCAAACUGGACGUUCUUUCAGCAUCUGA